Molecule: messenger RNA, 4703 nt
Organism: Cottoperca gobio
Lineage: Eukaryota; Metazoa; Chordata; Actinopteri; Perciformes; Bovichtidae
Product: calponin homology domain-containing protein DDB_G0272472-like
Exons: 2
Coding region: 294-2342 (682 amino acids)
Source: RefSeq, a predicted model, not a curated record
AUCCCUGAAGCUGCAGACCCUCUGCCAGAACAUGUGUAGCGCGGUCUACCUACAGUCAGGGUGAGAUCGGGGGCUCGGCUCCUGGAUGUGGGACAGCAGUGUCGGAUCUGUCUGCUGGAUUUCAUCCUGGGCCAACAUGUCCGAACUCUGCCCUGCCAGCACAAGUUAAGUCUGAUCUCCAGAGACGUACUUAUACUCACGACUACAGUUAACUACAGACAUACAGUCUGUUACAGAUACAAAUACAGACAAAACAAGCCCAGUACAGACGUUCUGCUACCUAGGCACUAAUCAUGUCUACUGCAGGGGACAACCAGGCGACGUCCGAGAGCCAGUACAGCGAGGAACUGGACACUGAGUUCCAGGAGAUUAAGGCGCAGGUGGAGGAGCGGAUCCUCCAGAGGAGAGAUGAAAUCUUGGAUCUGAGCAGGAUGAAGGAGAUUCACCGUCACAUGUUCACAGUGACCCAAAAUCAGCUGCUGAACAAAGACACUGAACUCCUCCAGAGAAAGAUGGCCUGGCAGGCAAGAUACAAAGGUCUGAAGGACAAGUUCGCCAAGGACCUGGCCAACGAACAAAAGCACUGGAAGACCAAAGUCCAACUGAUGGAGGUCGAGAAAAAAGACAUGGAGGACACGUUCACCAAGGAACUGGCUGAGAAACAGCACAGCUUGGAGACCAAAGUCCAACUGAUGGAGGUCGAGAAAAAAGACAUGGAGGACAAGUUCACCAAGGAACUGGCUGAGAAACAGCACAGCUUGGAGACCAAAGUCCAACUGAUGGAGGUCGAGAAAAAAGACAUGGAGGACAAGUUCACCAAGGAACUGGCUGAGAAACAGCACAGCUUGGAGACCAAAGUCCAACUGAUGGAGGUCGAGAAAAAAGACAUGGAGGACAAGUUCACCAAGGAACUGGCUGAGAAACAGCACAGCUUGGAGACCAAAGUCCAACUGAUGGAGGUCGAGAAAAAAGACAUGGAGGACAAGUUCACCAAGGAACUGGCUGAGAAACAGCACAGCUGGGAGACCAAAGUCCAACUGAUGGAGGUCGACAAGAAAGACCUGGAGGCAAUAUUUUUCAAGAGCCUGGCUGAGACCAACCGCAACUGCCAGAUGGAAAUUGAACAGCUGGAGGCCGAAUUAAAAGAGGUGGAGAGAAAAAAUAACGAGGCGACGUCCGAGAGCCAGUACAGCGAGGAGCUGGACACUGAGUUCGGGGACAUUCAGGCCCGGGUGGAGGAGCGGAUCCUGCAGGAUGAAUAUGAAAUCCUGGAUCUGAGCAGGAUGAGGGAGAUUCACCGUCACAUGUUCACAGUGACCCAAAAUCAGCUGCUGAACAAAGACACUGAACUCGCCCAGAGAAAGAUGGCCUGGCAGGCAAAAUACGAUGUUCUGAAGGACAAGUUCUCAAAGGACCUGGCUGAGAAACAGCACAGCUGGGAGAAAAAGGUACAGCGGAUGGAAGUGGAGAAGAAAGUCCUGGAGAACAAGUUCUCCAAGGACCUGGCUGAGAUCCACCACAGCUGGGAGAACAAAGUCCAUCUGAUGAAGGUUGAAAAGAAAGACCAAGAGGACAAGUUGUCCAAGGAACUGGCUGAGAAAGACCAAGAGGACAAGUUGUCCAAGGAACUGGCUGAGAAAGAGCACAGCUGGGAGAACAAAGUCCAUCUGAUGGAGGUCGAAAAGAAAGACCAAGAGGACAAGUUGUCCAAGGAACUGGCUGAGAAAGAGCACAGCUGGGAGAACAAAGUCCAUCUGUUGGAGGUCGAAAGGAAAGACCAAGAGGACAAGUUGUCCAAGGAACUGGCUGAGAAAGAGCACAGCUGGGAGAACAAAGUCCAUCUGUUGGAGGUCGAAAGGAAAGACCUAGAGGACAAGUUCUCCAAGGACCUGGCUGAGACCCACCACAGCUGGGAGACGGAAAUUGAACUGCUAGAGGCAGAGUUAAAAGAGGUGGAGAAUGAGAAGAGGGACUUGGCUGACAAACACCAGAGCUGCCAGACAAAGAUUCAUCUGAUGGAGGUGAAAACCGAAGAAAUGCAGGACAACCUUGCAAACCUGGCCAAAGACAAACUGAUUUCAGAGACAAAGAUACAUCUGAUGGAGGAAAAAGCCAAAGAGAUGGAGGAAAAAGCCAAAGAGAUGGAGGACAACCACAAACAGAGCUGGGACACAAAAGAAAAAAAGAUGGAGGACGAGAAGACAGAGCUGGAAGAUCUUUGUCUGAUGAUGAAGAAGAAGAGGAGAGGUCUCUUCAGCAGGAGGAGGACCGAGGACAGACACGAAACUCUGGAGAGGAUGAAAUUCAAAAUGCACGAGGAGAGGAGAAGGAGAGAAGAAUAGGAGGGAGCUGACAAUCUAACUCCCUCCUCCCUCAACCCCCUCCCUCCUUCAUCUACACACACACACACACACACACACACACACACACACACACACACACACACACACACACACACACACACACACACACACACACACACACCCCCUCAUAUUACUGUCAGGUUCACAAAUAGCCCCAAAACAAAAAACAAAAAUGUCACUUAAAAUUUGAUGAACAGGAGGAGAGAAGAAUAGGAGGGAGCUGACCAUCUAACUCCAUCCUCCGUCAACCCCCUCCUUCCUUCAUCUACCCCCCAGCUCAUAUUACUGUCAGGUUCGCACACAUUCCUCAUAUAGAAACUUGAUACUGACUGGACAAUCUAAAUUGUUCACAAAUAGCCCCAAAACAAAAAACAAAAAUGUCACUUAAAAUUUGAUGAACAGGAGGAGAGAAGAAUAGGAGGGAGCUGACCAUCUAACUCCCUCCUCCCUCAACCCCCUCCCUCCUUCAUCUACCACCCCCCCCCAAAACAAUGUCAGUAAUAUGAAUUCACUUUCCCUUUGAGUUUUCUCCUGGUGCUCAGGUUCUCAAACAAUUCACAUACAUAUACAUACAAAAAAACAAAAACAAAAAUUUGCAAAUAAAUAAUGAAGCAAAUUUAAUUUCACCGUGUUUGUCUUUUACUCUCACAAUGCAAAACACUUUGGGCUAUUUGGACGCUCUAAAUGACUUCUAAAUAGAAAACAAUCAAAUAUGAAUUCAAUGCGUCUGCCUCCUUGAUAAACAUUUUCACUAUAUGUACAUUAUUGUAGGAUAUUUUUACACUUUUAUUUGUUAUAUUUUCUGUUUUUGAAGCAUGCAAAUGUUUGUUAAAAUUAAUAUAUGCAUAUUAUAUUUGUAUAUUACCUUUAUAUUUAAAUAUCCAUAUUAUAUUUGUAUAAUAUGUAAUGUAGUGUAAUGUUACUUUUCCCCAAAACUAUUCAUCCAAAAUGCGUGCGUGCAGGCCUGCGUGCGUUGUCAUAGAAACGCAGAUCAAAGCCAAUUGUUCUUGAGUCAUCAAAGGCCUUAUUACAUCAUCAAAGACACUGAGCAGAAGUUUAUAUCUUAUAAUAAUAUGAUAUCCUAAAAAAAUAAAAUAAAAAAAGUACACACUUAAUUAACAAUUUGGCCAAGGAGAGAGCUGAUAUCCUAAAAAAAUAAAAUAAAAAAAAGUAAAAACUAAAUUAACAAUUUGGCCAAGGAGAGAGCUGAUAUCCUAAAAAAAUAAAAUAAAAAAAAAGUAAAAACUAAAUUAACAAUUUGGCCAAGGAGAGAGCUGAUAUCCUAAAAAUAAAAUUAAAAAAAUAAUUAACUAUUUAGCCAAGGAGAAAGCUGAUAUCCUAAAAAAUAAAAAAAAAUAAAAUUAACUAUUUGGCCAAGGAGAGAGCUGAUAUCCUAAAAAAAUAAAAUAAAUAAAAAAGUACAAACUAAAUUAACUAUUUGGCCAAGGAGAGAGCUGAUAUCCUAAAAAAAUAAAAUAAAUAAAAAAGUACAAACUAAAUUAACUAUUUAGCCAAGGAGAGAGCUGAUAUCCUAAAAAAUAAAAUAAAUAAAAAAGUACAAACUAAAUUAACUAUUUAGCCAAGGAGAGAGCUGAUAUCCUAAAAAUAAAAUAAAUAAAAAAGUACAAACUAAAUUAACAAUUUGGCCAAGGAGAGAGCUGAUAUCCUAAAAAAUAAAAUAAAUAAAAAAGUACAAACUAAAUUAACAAUUUGGCCAGGAGAGAGCUGAUAUCCUAAAAAAUAAAACAAAUAAAAAUUAACAAUUUGGCCAGGAGAGAGCUGAUAUCCUAAAAAAUAAAACAAAUAAAAAUUAACAAUUUGGCCAAGGAGAGAGCUGAUAUCCUACGCUCUAAAUGACUUCUAAAUAGAAAACAAUCAAAUAUGAAUUCAAUGCGUCUGCCUCCUUGAUAAACAUUUUCACUAUAUGUACAUUAUUGUAGGAUAUUUUUACACUUUUAUUUGUUAUAUUUUCUGUUUUUGAAGCAUGCAAAUGUUUGUUAAAAUUAAUAUAUGCAUAUUAUAUUUGUAUAUUACCUUUAUAUUUAAAUAUCCAUAUUAUAUUUGUAUAAUAUGUAAUGUAGUGUAAUGUUACUUUUCCCCAAAACUAUUCAUCCAAAAUGCGUGCGUGCAGGCCUGCGUGCGUUGUCAUAGAAACGCAGAUCAAAGCCAAUUGUUCUUGAGUCAUCAAAGGCCUUAUUACAUCAUCAAAGACACUGAGCAGAAGUUUAUAUCUUAUAAUAAUAUGAUAUCCUAAAAAAAUAAAAUAAAAAAAGUACACACUUAAUUAACAAUUUGGCCAAGGAGAGAGCUGAUAUCCUUAAAAAAAAAAAAAAAAAAAAA